UUGAACCUUCGAUAGCUCUGACUCGGCUAUUUCUACCAGCUCGAUUUUCUCCUGACCUCGGCUGCCGCCACGAGCAAACUUCCGUCUCACGUCUUCGUCUAGAUUCUGAUCAGCAGAACCGGCUGCCAUGGCAGGAACCUUUUCCUUCGGCGCACUCAAGGGCGCGAGCCCAGCGGAAGUACAUCAGUUCGUGGAGGAGGAGCAGCGCCGAUUCGAUGCGGAGGUCGCGGAGGUCGAGGCGUGGUGGGCGUCUGGUCGGUUUUCUCUCACCAACCGGCCGUACACCGCCAGGGACGUCGUUCGCCUCCGGGACAGCCUCCCCAAGAUGUACCCGUCCGGCGUGCAAGCUAAGAAGCUGUACGCGACUCUAAAGAGGCACCAGGCCAACGGCACGUGCUCGCGCACGUUCGGAUCGCUGGAUCCGGUGCAGGUGACGCAGAUGGCCAAAUACCUGGACUCGAUCUACGUGUCGGGGUGGCAGUGCGCGUCGACGGCGGCGUCGUCGAACGAGCCUGGGCCGGACCUGGCGGACUACCCGUACGACACGGUGCCCAACAAGGUGGAGCACCUCUUCCUCGCGCAGUCGUUCCACGACCGCAAGCAGCGCGAGGCUCGAUUCAACAUGACCAAGGAGGAGCGCGCGCGCUCGCCGUUCGUCGACUACCUGGCGCCCAUCAUCGCGGACGCCGACACGGGGUUCGGCGGCAUCAGCGCGACGGUGAAGCUGGUGAAGAUGUUUGUGGAGCGCGGCGCGGCGGGCAUCCACAUGGAGGACCAGGCGUCGGUGACGAAGAAGUGCGGGCACAUGGCGGGCAAGGUGCUCGUGUCCACGCAGGAGCACAUCAACCGCCUGGUGGCGGCGCGCCUGCAGAUGGACAUCAUGGGCACGGAGACGGUGCUGGUGGCGCGCACGGACGCGGAGGCGGCGACGCUCAUCAUGACCAACGUGGACAAGCGCGACCACGCCUUCAUUCUCGGCGCCACCAACCCGCGCCUGCGCGACCAGCCGCUCGUGCAGGUGAUGGCGGACGCGCAGGCGGCGGGAAAGACGGGGCAGCAGCUGCAGGCCAUCGAGGACCAGUGGACGGCGGCGGCGGGGCUGCGCCUCUUCGCGGACGCCGUCGCCGACGCCAUCCGCGCGCUGCCGCUGGCGGAGGGCGAGCGCGCGCGGCGCCUGGAGCAGUGGUCUGCGCAGGCGGGCGCGGUGUCGAACGCGGAGGGGCGCGCGCUGGCGGCGAAGCUGGGCGUGACGGAGCUGUUCUGGGACUGGGACCUGCCGCGCACGCGCGAGGGCUACUACCGCUUCCAGGGCAGCACCAAGGCGUGCGUGGCGCGCGGCAUCGCGUUCGCGCCGCACGCGGACCUGGUGUGGAUGGAGACGGCGAAGCCGACCAUCAGCCAGGCGCGCGAGUUCGCGGAGGGCGUGAAGGCGGCGCACCCGCAGCUGAUGCUGGCGUACAACCUGUCGCCGUCGUUCAACUGGGACGCGUCCGGCAUGAGCGACGCGCAGAUGGCGGAGUUCAUCCCUGCGCUCGCGCGCAUGGGCUUCUGCUGGCAGUUCAUCACGCUCGCCGGCUUCCACGCCAACGCGCUCGUCACCGACACGUUCGCGCGCGACUACGCGGCGCGCGGCAUGCUGGCGUACGUGCAGGACAUCCAGCGCCAGGAGCGCGCGUUCGGCGUGGAGACGCUGGCGCACCAGAAGUGGUCCGGCGCCAGCUACUACGACUCGCUCAUGAAGACCGUCACGGGCGGCGUCUCCUCCACCGCCGCCAUGGGCCACGGUGUGACUGAGGAUCAGUUCGGCUCAGCAGCAGCCGCCGCCUCUGGCGCGUCGCAUCUGCUCGCUUCUCUGUGAUUCUCAAGUUAUGAUGAUCCGCCUUGGUACGAUGCCACAUGUGCAUCGCUUGUAAGCCCGUCGGUCUUCUGGGCAUGCAGCCAAAGAGCGAAAUGGGCUAGCAACAGGCAGUGGCUUUUCCACUGGUUGAUCAGAGGCUUCUUCCUUUGGGAGUUGCCCUGAUUGAUUGGUGCUUGGCACAGCUUGGCACGUCUUCAUAUGUAAAGGACAGAAGAGCAGAGCAGUCACCGUAGUUUGUGUUUCCAUAGCGCGAGCUUUCCUAUUCUUUACUGUAUUUUGUACGACAUUCGCUAUUUUUAAUGAUACAUUUUUGCUCCAGAU
Messenger RNA from Closterium sp. NIES-67, 2179 nucleotides. The record is from the annotation of a GenBank genome assembly. Lineage: Eukaryota; Viridiplantae; Streptophyta; Zygnematophyceae; Desmidiales; Closteriaceae.